Molecule: messenger RNA, 1510 nt
Organism: Cottoperca gobio
Lineage: Eukaryota; Metazoa; Chordata; Actinopteri; Perciformes; Bovichtidae
Gene: tmem158
Product: transmembrane protein 158
Source: RefSeq, a predicted model, not a curated record
GGGAGUGAAGCUCGGAGAAGCUCAGAGAAGCUCAGGGCUGUGAUGAAGGCAGCGCGCGUUGCUGCCCAGCCUGCUUCUGCUGUACGUUUGGAAAACAAGUCAGAAGGAGAGUAUACAAAGGGAGGGGGAACGCGCGCAUGUGACAGGCUUUGGACGUUUCCCUUCAUACCAGUCGGGCAGGGGAAAGCAUCUCUCCAUCGGGAGCUGCGGUAUUUAAAAAACCCACUGACGACUGGCAUUUCCAAACAUUGCACGCCUCGCCCGUCGCCUGCGGAUCGUCACAGCACCAUGCGAGCAGGAGAGACGCGCCCUGGGCCAUGCUGAACGACUCUCCGACUCUCCUCCUGGCUCUUACCGCGGUGGCCGGACUUCUCCAGCGAUGCCAAGGCUGGAGCGACGAAGACCUCCUCAUGCCGCCCAACAACUCCUCCAACGGGUUCCUGUCCAACCUGGAGGUGGACGUGCGCUUCUCCAAGAGGUCCGUGGAGGAGAGCGACGCCCCGCCCGACGCCUCAUCCCUGCAGACUCUGUCCCAGUGCAACGUGAGCGUGCAGAGACUCUUGCCCACCUCGCUGGUGGCCCACUGGGACAGCAGCUUCGGCUUCCAGUGUGAUGUGCUCAUCUACACCACCAACAACCACGGAAGGGCUUUUUUCUCCGCGGCGUUCAACAGGGCGACGUCGCCUAUCGUCAUCGAGCAUCUCGGGGUCACCGGGGGUCAGCAGGAGCUCCGGCUGUGCGUGGGCUGCGGGAUGUCCCGGUACCGGAGGUUUAGUCAGGGCAGGUCGAGGGGUCAGCAGGCCGGGGAUCAGGUCACUUUCUGCUGCGUGGAUUUCAGCCUCGACGAGCUUAAGGGAGACAAAAGUUGGAGGCUGAACAGAAAGCCCAUCGAGUCGACACUUGUGGCUUGUUUCAUGACUUUGGUCAUCAUCGUGUGGAGUGUUGCUGCUCUCAUAUGGCCAGUCCCGAUCAUUGCAGGAUUUCUGCCCAAUGGGAUGGAGCAGAGGAGACCGAGAUAAUUGAAAAGAAUCUUUAUUAUAAUUAGCCUGUGCUGCCUAUACUAUAACUGUAGCCAUUGAACUGUUCACCUGAAUGAAUGAUUGAGGAGCUUCGGAGACAUUUUUGAUCAGAUGCUUUAGUUUUGGGUGUUCUUUAACCCUAAAUAGAGCUCCUCCUCAUUACAACCAAGGUAAAGUAUGAUGGAUUAUACUAGCUAAUAGUGAUCUAUACUGGGACCAACACCAAUGUGUUUUGUAUACCCUUGUAGGCCUUCCUAUAGUCAGCGUAAACUGUGCAAACUUCUCUCUUUAAUAAGUGUUUGUAUAGUUUUUAAUCUUUCUAGAAAGUUUUUGCCUUAUCCCAUGUGUAGGACUUUUGCACUGAAACCUGAACUUCAAAGUGUGCCGUCACAUAUAUAACCUAUAGUCAUGUUCAAGGUAAAUGUAAUAGUUUUUCCCCCCCAAAUAGAUGUUGUUUUUGAUUGACAUAGAGAGGAUUUCAAUAAUUACAU